Messenger RNA from Caenorhabditis auriculariae, 1725 nucleotides. NCBI's taxonomy places the organism in Eukaryota, Metazoa, Nematoda, Chromadorea, Rhabditida, Rhabditidae. The record is from the annotation of a GenBank genome assembly.
AUGGGUAAAUUUUUAAAAAGUGUCAGUUUUCGAAAUUUGGGGAAGAGACGCGUGGACGACGUCACGACGGCCGAUUUCCUUGUACGCUUCAUAUCACAAAUUACGAACGAAUGUGACAGGCUGCCGCGGCAAAUAGUCCUCGAUCAUGUUAAUUUGUCGAAAAUCGAGAGUUCUAACAAUUCUUCUUGCACCCAACAGGCGGAGACUCAUCGACGACGUCUACAAUUUCGCCGUUUUCCUGUCUCUUAUCGACCCUGUGAAAGAACGUCCGUUGUUCAACUGUGUCCUGUUUUUUCGAUACUAAAUGAAAUGAAGAAGGCUAUUUCAAUAGUUUUUCGCAUUUCUGUUUUUUAUAUAGAAAGUUUAUAUAUUAUACUAUGUAGUAAUGUUUCAAGUUGUGUGUUUCUGCCGAUGAGAUGAGUUAAAAGCUUUCUUCAUCCAUAAAAGCGACCUCUGAAUCGUUGGUUACCAUAAAUAAUUAGAACAUGUACGGUUUGCCCUUUUCAAGAUCUAUUUCUGACGCUUCAAAGAGCUUUUCAAUGAGUUUUCAAAAAAUCUGAGGUUCGGUGUAAAGUUAUCUCCCUUACUAGCUGCUCAGAUCUCAGUUUUGGUCUCCGACUCACAUAAGUUGUUUUAGAACAGUAUUUUUUCGAAAGGCCUAACCGCUUUCGAACUCUAUUAUUUUUGUAAACCUAGGGACCGCAAAGCCACGCCCCUUUUCGCGAUAGAAAAAGUGGCUUUUUUUUGGUUUUCAACUUUCAUUUUGAUGUAGUUGUAAAAUAUGUGGAACUGGCAAAUAAAAUUUGACACACUUGUACAGAAAAGUAAACCACUUAAAAUAACUUUCAAGAUGAUUAUAACGAAUUAAGCAGAAAAAUGGGUAAACCGGAGGUUUCGAACGGUGGAAAGAGACUAGACGACUACGUCAUCAUGGGCCGAUACGUGAUCUAUGUGUGUGUGCUUGCCGAGCUCAUUAUCCUACCUCAGGUCACGUCCAUGUUCUACAUGAUGUACGCAGGUGAGUGUAGCCUACCUGCGCUGACUUCGGCGUUUAAGGAGCAGCCCCUCGAGUGGUUUCCUGCGACGGACGACAGUUCGACCCUGAACUCGAGGGCAAGGAGAUCUGUUUCAUUCUCGCAGACAUGACCAACUGCACCAAUCCCCACCUCACCUACCAGUUCAAAUCUGUCAACGUCGAGGUUGGCGGGCUCAACAGCACCUAGUUCGAUUAUCAGAUUGCAGUUCAACUACUUCUGUGAAACGUCCAAACUGGUCAAAAACAGUAUAUCAGUGCAAAUGAUGGGGGUUCUCAUCGGUUCCGUUGUGUUUGGACAAAUCAGCGACUCCUUUGGUCGUAAACUGGUAGGAUUAGCGACUUUUCGAUUUCUAAAUUUUUUUUUUGAGGCUUCUCAAGUGGCACUUAUAGGGAUGAUGGCAGGCUGGUUGAUGGUUGCCCACAGCAACGAUCUCACACAGUUCACUGUUACUAGAACCGUCGUUGGAUUUUUCACGGGCGGCAGCGUCUCGUUAGCUUCUUUUUUUUUCGCUGUUACUAAAUUUGUUUUUCUCAGAGUUAUCAACGUCUUCAUAAUGGAGAACAUCCCAAAAAAGCACCGCAUGUGGAUAAAUAUGGCAAUCACUUGGUCGCCGAACUUUCCAAUCCUCGCGCUUCUCGCCUGGUUUGAUUCUAAUUUGGCAAAAUUCAAACUUACUCACACUUCUUGA